This is a messenger RNA of Salvia miltiorrhiza (redroot sage), 1205 nucleotides long. Its product is annotated as chromatin remodeling protein EBS-like. Gene Ontology annotation, molecular function: chromatin binding. Lineage: Eukaryota; Viridiplantae; Streptophyta; Magnoliopsida; Lamiales; Lamiaceae. Bases 398 to 1009 code for a protein of 203 amino acids. The record is from RefSeq and is a predicted model, not a curated record. The transcript has 5 exons.
GAAAGUUUGUCUAAGCCUCUUGAAUUCAUCCCCCGUUUUGUACCACCCUCCUCUCAAAACCGUACCAUAGACAUAGGAACCCUCAACAAAGGGCAAUACAUUAUACAAAUCUUAUUCCACGGUUAUGCCAUACACAAUAAAUUAAUUAUCAAUAAUUUGAUUUCCAAUCGUAAGCCUGAUCUAACAAUCAUAGAAGUUUUAGGGUUCUUUUUAUCGCAAAUUACAUUCCAAAAAUCUAGGGUUUUGUAAUACGUCCCUUCCAUAUACUUUACUGUAAUCUAGAAUUUUCCGAGAAAAAUCACCAUACAUCCAUAUAAACCGAUUGAAAAUUAGGCAGCGAAUAGUUAUAUUUAGAGAAACAGAAAUUAAGAAGUCGAGAUUAUUAUAUUUUUGAUCGAUGGGGAGAACAAAACAUGGUAAUAGAGAUGUUCGUUGUUACAACAUCAGAGGCACAGACAAAAUUGUUCAAGCUGGGGAUUGCGUAUUGAUGCGGGCAUCAGAGAGCAACACGGCGCCAUAUGUGGGGCGCGUGGUGAAGAUAGAGGCGGAUGGCAGUAACAAUUUGGUAGUUCGGGUGAGAUGGUAUUACAGGCCAGAGGAAUCUGUUGGAGGGAGGCUAGACUUCCAUGGAGAAAAGGAGUUGUUCUUGUCCGAUCACUACGAUGUUCAGAGUGCUCACACCAUUGAAGCCAAGUGCACUGUCCACAGCUUUGAGGAUUACACCAAGCUGGAGGAUGUUACUCCUGAGGAUUACUACUGUCGAUUCCAAUACAGAGCUGCCUCUGGACUUGUCUUGCACAAUAUGGCUGCACUGUAUUGCAAGUGUGAGAUGCCCUAUAAUCCAGAUGAUUUGAUGAUACAGUGUGAGGAAUGCGAGGACUGGUUUCAUCCGGGAUGCAUCAAUAGGACAAUAGAAGAGGUCAAACAGUUGGAUCGCUUUGAUUGCUCCCAACACACUGACACUGCAAUUGCAAACACCAAGGCGAAGCCCAAACGCCAGAAAAAGUAAACCGUGUAUUGGUUCUUGCUUGCAAUGGAGCGUCUUCAUAACAUUUCUAUGGUGUGGAGAGAGGCCACUUUCUACUUCUUCUUCUUUUUUUUUGUUCUAAUUUCUUGCUAAUUUUAGAUUACCGUCGAAGCUAGUUUCCGAUUACAUUAAUGGUGGAUGCAGAAAUCAAUUGGAUCAAGUUGAGCAUAUUUCUCCC